This is a messenger RNA of Clarias gariepinus (North African catfish), 1838 nucleotides long. RefSeq names its product HMG box-containing protein 4-like. The coding region runs from base 61 to 1530 and encodes 489 amino acids. The transcript has 12 exons. NCBI's taxonomy places the organism in Eukaryota, Metazoa, Chordata, Actinopteri, Siluriformes, Clariidae. The record is from RefSeq and is a predicted model, not a curated record.
GAAGAAUGUCUGUGUUCAAGAUGGCGGCGAGGAUAGCCUGAAGUUUAUGAAUGCUAGUUAAUGAUGGAGGGCGAGGUGAGCCUGGUGGCAGGCCGCAGUCAGAGAGAGAAGAGGAGAUCUUACAAGGACCUCCUGCGAGAAGAGGAGAUCAUCGAUGCUGAGGUUCGCAAGUCCUCGAAAAAACGUCCCAAGGAAUCGGAUGGGUUUGUAGUGAGCGGUGAGGUUCACAAAAAGAAAAAGAAGCAUCAUGAUGAUUAUCGUUAUAAAGAUCAUCACAAAAAGAAAAAAAGGCCGUCAGACAGCCAUGGCAGCUCCGUGUCGGCGUCAGCGCCUUCCACUUCCCCUCAUGAUGGCAUGACUGCAAUGGGCUUGCUUCAGGCUAUCACCUCUCCUACAGCUGUCGGCUCAGAGCCCUGCCCUACGCUCCCCAAGAAACCGUCGUACCCCCCGCUCCUCUCGGGAAAAGAUCGUAGGAGGGAGAGCAUGCCCGCGCCCAAACCGGCUAAGAAGAAACCGCACGUGGCGAGGGAGGUGCUGCCGAUUGUCGGCGAGGAAGUGGAGCUGGAAGGGCUUUACAGCGGAUCUUACGAGCUACUGGACGACGACAGCUCCUCCUCAGCGGAGGAUGAGGAAGCGGGUCAGCUGGUCAUCGACGAUUCCUUCAGCCAGCACAGAAAGAAGAGCAAAAAGAGCAAGAAAAGCAAGAAGAAGAAGGACAAGGAGAAAGAGCGGCGUCACGGCAGCAAAUCUAAUGGCAGCUCGGAUGUCGGGUUGUACACAGGAGGACGGUCAGGAUCGCACAGUGACAAAAAGAAAAAGAAAGAAGAGAAGGCCAGAUUAAAGGCCGUGAAAGCGAAGAAAAAGGUUCUCACGGCAUAUCAGAUCUUCUCGAAAGAGUACAGGUUGAGCAUCUUGGAGGAGCAGCCAGGUCUAGAUUUUGGUGAUUUGAGUAAGAAGUUGGGAGAUGCUUGGAAUCAGCUACCCGAGGGAGACAAACAGGUGUGGAGGGAGAGGGCGGAGUAUCUGCAGCACAAGCAGAUGAAGUACGAGUCCACUACAAGCAAACGCAGUAAACACAGCCAGCCCAAACCUGCCAAAGAUACCAGCAAAAGUAAAGGUGUCGCUCAGUUCCCAGGUGCGGUUACGCCGAGCCCAGCAACAACACACACAGUAGCAGCGGUGCCGAAAAGGCCAGAGCCUGCCGUGACUGUGCCUCAAAACGGACCAUCUCUGACUCCUGUAGCUGAACCCGCACCAUCACCACUUAGAGAUCCCGAGGUGGACCCAAUCGAUGCUGCUGCCCACCUGCAGUUGUUAGGCGAAUCGCUGUCGCUGAUUGGCCGGAGGCUCCAGGAAACUGAAGGAAUGGUGACGGUGUCAGGCUCUCUUUCUGUACUGUUGGACUCUGUGCUGUGCGCUCUUGGCCCUCUGGCGUGUCUCACUGCUCAGGUGCCAGAACUUAACGGUUGCCCUCCCCACGUACUGUCAAACACUCUGGAUAACAUAGCCUACGUCAUGCCUGGACUUUGAACGCUACCGGGUCAUCUCCCAUGUUACAGACUCUCUCUCUCUCCUCUUUAUGGAAGAUGGCGCCGGUAGCUUGUCACCUUCCACGCCCUUGGACCUUUGUCAACCCUGACAGUACUUCUGGUUCUCAUCAUGAGAAGGACAUGAAUUGCACAUUUUUGCACUGGACAGACCACAGACUACACGUCUCCUUUUAACCCGCUUCUUAAUCUGUCGUUCCAUUUUUAUCCCGUCUACUCUCCGUUUUGUAUUUUUUUGUCGCUGUGUUUUGUCAUUCUAUCAAUUAAAAGCAUUUUAGUGAGCCCUUUUAA